AGUCGCGCAUGCGCAUUGCCGCUUGUGUAGCUGUCGGCGAUUGUGCCUUGGGUAAGCAUUUCACUAACUAAUUAUUCCUGUAUUCGUACUGAACGCAGUAAAGCCUCGACACAGUAUGCCCAUUUCUACUCAACUGGACUCGAACAUAGUAAAUGAAAGAUAUGUCCGGAUGAACUUUUGUGGGUGCACGUUGAAAUGGAACUGGCUAACUGAGCCUGAUAGACGCUAAAAAAGAGAAAAGAGUGGCGUGUUAGCGUCCCAUCGUUGAGAAGAGGUCGAUUGCAAAGUGUUGCGAUUGUGGAGGGAACAUGUGUGCAAGAAAGACAGCAGAAUAUAAGGAAGGACUUUGUGGAACAAAGGUGGACAAGGAGCGACAACGUUACCGUUUCAAGUUGGAACCUCGAGUUGUCUUCGACAGAACAGAUCUCAAACAAGAUGAUUUUGGUCCUGAGCAGGAGUCCGAGUCCCUCCAAAUAAAAGAGGAGGAGGAGCCAGAUUCCAUUCAAAUUAAAAAGGAGGAGGAGCCAGAUUCCAUCCAAAUUAAAGAAGAGGAGGAGCCGGAGUCCAUCCAACUUGAAAAGGAAGAGGAGCCAGAGUCAAUCGAAGUUAAAAAGGAGGAGGAGCCAGAGUCCAUCAAAGUUAAAAAGGAGGAGGAGCCAGAGUCCAUCGAAGUUAAAAAGGAGGAGGAGCCAGAGUCCAUCCAAAUUAAAGAGGAGGAGCCAGAGCCUCCUCGCAUAAAAGAACAGCAGGAGGAUGAAAUCAAUUUUCCAUUGCCCGGUGUCAUUAUGAAGAGUAAAAGUGACGGAGACCACUGUGGAGGCUCGCAGUCAGACGGCUUCUUGGCUCCACUUUCAGAUGGCGACGACAUUGAGUCACACUCAUCUGACGACGCUGGCGAUAAAGAUGAACACUGGAAAAGUGCUUCGACAUGUCACACUAACGACAAAUUAAUGAAAUGUUCUCAGUGUGACAAAGCUUUUUUCAACAAGUCAACCUUGAAAGUACACUUAAGAACACACACUGGAGAAAAGCCUUUUGGCUGCUUAGAUUGUGGUAAAAUAUUUUCUAGAAAGGGAGAUUUAAGAGAGCACGCAAGAACACACACCGGGGAAAAGCCUUUUGCCUGCUCACUCUGUGAGAAAAGAUUUUCUCGUAAGGGGCGUUUAAAAGAUCACUUAAAAACACACACCGGAGUAAAACCUUUUGCCUGUUUAAUUUGCGGUAAAACAUUUGUUUCAAAGACACAUUUAAACAUGCACACGGUGACACACACUGGGGAAAAACCUUUUGUCUGCUCCGUUUGUGAGAAAAGCUUUUCGAGAAAGACACAUUUAAACAGGCACACCAAAACGCACACCGGGGAAAAACCUUUUGCCUGCUCAGUUUGUGAGAAAAUGUUUUCUCGAAAGGGACAUUUAACAGAACACUUGAAAACACACACUGGAGUAAAACCUUUUGCCUGCUUAAUUUGUUUUAAAAGAUUCUCUUCUAAGACACAUUUAAGCAGCCACAGGAGAAGACACACUGGGGAAAAACCUUUUGCCUGCUCAGAUUGUGGUAAAAAAUUCCCUGAAAAGAGGGAUUUAAGACAGCACACACAAACGCACACUGGCGAGAAACUGUUUGCAUGCUCAGAUUGUGGUAAAACGUUUUCUCGAAAGGGAAAUUUAACAGUUCACAUAAGAAAACACACUGAGAAAAAACCAUUUGCCUGCUUAGUUUGUGUGAAAAGAUUCUCUUCAAAGACAUAUUUAAGAAGCCACACAAGAAGACACACUGGAGAAAAACCUUUUGCCUGCUCAGAUUGUGGCGAACGAUUCCCUGAAAAGAGGUAUUUGAGGAAGCAUGCAGAAACGCACAGUAAUGGCAUAUGCAAACAGGCUUAUGAAGAAAAGUCUGAAGAAAUACAUGGAGGCAAUCCCCGAUUAUCCAAGCACCCAAGAUAUCCACUCUCAAAGGAAAGGUAACCAUUUUGAAAAGCGCUCUUGGAUACGAUGCGAACAAUGGUUCGGGUGUAAUAACAAUUCACAUAAAACACACUGUACAAAAACCUCUGUUUUUGGUAAAAGGACAAUUAAAAAGACACACACUGGGGGGGGGGGGGUGUCUGAUGCAUUCAUUCAUUCAUCUUCCAAACCACUUUAUCCUCACUAGGGUCGCGGGGGGGUGCUGGAGUCUAUCCCAGGUGUCUUCGGGCAGUAGGCGGGGGACACCCUGAAUUGGUUGCCAGCCAAUUGCAGGGCACACAGAGACAAACAACCAUGCAAGCCCACACUCACACCUAGGGACAAUUUAGAGUGUUCAAUCCGCCUGCCAUGCAUGUUUUUGGAUGUGGGAAGAAACUGGAAUACCCGGAGAAAAACCCACACAGGCCCGGGGAGAACAUGCAAACUCCACAUAGGGAGGCCGGAGCUGGAAUUUAACCCGGUACCUCUGCACUGUGAUGUUGACAUGCUAACCACUGGACUAACUGGCCGCUAGAACUGUGUUGAUUGUUUUGAAAAAUUAAUUUUCCAAAAUGUUGUCUUGUGUGGUAUAUUACCUUUUAUUUCUGUUCUUUUUUGUCUAUUUGUUUGUAAAUGCCUUUGAGUGUUAUGCUUUUAAUUAACCUUGCGUAUGAAAUAAAGCCGAGUGUGAAUGCGUUGACCA
Messenger RNA from Hippocampus zosterae (dwarf seahorse), 2649 nucleotides. Its product is annotated as zinc finger protein OZF-like. The record is from RefSeq and is a predicted model, not a curated record. Gene Ontology annotation, cellular component: nucleus. The coding region runs from base 309 to 1967 and encodes 552 amino acids. Gene Ontology annotation, molecular function: DNA-binding transcription factor activity, RNA polymerase II-specific; RNA polymerase II cis-regulatory region sequence-specific DNA binding. The transcript is spliced from 2 exons. Gene Ontology annotation, biological process: regulation of transcription by RNA polymerase II. NCBI's taxonomy places the organism in Eukaryota, Metazoa, Chordata, Actinopteri, Syngnathiformes, Syngnathidae.